Messenger RNA from Chondrus crispus (carragheen), 1575 nucleotides. RefSeq lists its product as hypothetical. NCBI's taxonomy places the organism in Eukaryota, Rhodophyta, Florideophyceae, Gigartinales, Gigartinaceae. The record is from RefSeq and is a predicted model, not a curated record. The coding region runs from base 1 to 1308 and encodes 435 amino acids. The transcript is spliced from 2 exons.
AUGCGAAGAGGGGCUGAGCCGUCCCCGGAAGAAACUCAACGUAGGGCUGCCCUUUCGAGUAAGAGUUUUAGGAAUAGGAUUACAGGUAAGGGCGAUCUUUUCGUGAAAGGGCCUGACCUGCCUGAAGAAGUCAAGGAACUGCCCGACGUAGGCAAGGAGAGGACUGAGAUAGCAAAGAAGAAAUUAGAGAGGGAGGAAGGCCUUUCCAAGAAGGAACUUCGGAAGAGUAAGAAAGCUAGAGAGAAGGCCGAGAGAAAAGCCAGUAGGGGCUCGGGUCGUUUUUCGAAGAGAACCAACUCCAAACUUGCAGGCAGCGUCUCGGACAUCAGCGAUGGAAAAGAAGAAGAGGAGGAUGAGGGAGAAACCAUGGUGACACAACUGGAGCCGGAGCCAGAACCGAUUGCUGAAAUGGAUAUAUUGAGAACGGCACGCAUUUCGAAGACGGCCGUUGCAAUGGAUCUUAUUUACAAGUACCCCGAGGUGAAGCUAACCCCAUAUGGUAGUGGCUGGGCCAUGGAUUCGUUCGCGCUAAUUCAUAAUGCGAUCAAAGCCGAGAUACGUGAUUUGUUUGAGAUUGGGAAUGUGAUGCAGCGGCGCAAGUUGCUGCUCACAAUGGAACAUAUUGAGGUGUUUUACGAGUGGUGGGCAGAUUUCAAAGAGUUCACGUUGGAAGCGCUGUCGAUUGAGGAAGAUGUAUUCUACACCUGGGUUGCUUCGAAAGACUAUUUACGAGGAGCCUUCAAAAAAACCGAACGGAUGCGCGUGAAUGGGGCGACGCGUAACUUGGUGACAAACAUCUCGGAUUAUCGCGACAAGUUUCUGCCGUAUUUGCCAGUGGGAGAGAGACUAGAUGGGCUUUUGGUGCAGUUCAACGAAUUCAAGACACUGCUCGAGCACUACGACGCCAUUGCAGCGUCGUUACCAGCUUACAUCGAGACGCUGUUCAAGCAAAAAGAGAGGGACGCCACGGUGAAAGAGUUGGUAGCCGAAUUCCGUCGAAGAGAUGGGUACAAUCGAAACUUGGUAUUACUGGUGCGCUGGAUGCCUGAUCGGAACAUGAGGCGGUGGGCUCUUUCGCACCUGAAGCCAAAGGACCUGAUUCACUUCAAAGGCUGGCGCCGUGUAAUCCAGGAAGAGCACUGUCGUUUGGCGCUAUCGUUCGAAAACAUCGUGAUGGGGCCCGCAGAGGAGGAUAUGGGAGCUCCAGUGAUUGGGGCGGCUAUGGCCAUCAACGAGGAAAUGAGGGAACAUAUCAACAAAAACCGAGUCUCAGUUAGGUCGCUUCCUAAUGCUGGGGUGAGCAGCUAGGCUGUCGAAGGCUGUGGAAGGCCGUUUCCGUAUGCUUUUCUAGAGUAUCGUCUUCUACGCUUGUAGCGAGGAAGGAAUGUUUCACACCACGAGAUAUUGUAGUAGACUAAAAGCCUCUCACAAGGAUAGAAUGAGGUACUGUAUUUCUGUAAUUGGUUGGUCCGGAUGAGUGCGAGAAAAUUGAAAAAGUACCAGUCUUGUUGCAUUCAGGUGCACCCUCGAAUAUUGAGCUCUGGAGGACCGUAUCUGGCACCAACGACAAGAAAA